CAAACCUUGACAUUGACAUCUCAGUGUCAUCUUCGUAUAAUUCAAAACAUGGGUAAAUUAUCAGAAAAUAAACAACAUAAUUGACUGGUGACGCAAAUAAUCAGUAUUAAUUAAUGUGCACGGUCAGCAUUAAUUGAAAAAUUGCGGACGGAAGUUGUCUUCAUACUCUUGCUUUUUAUUGGAAAGUCUAUAGCCUACUUUUCCAAUUCCUCAUCAUGAUUGACAACCAGAAUUUGUUAAUUAUAUGGUGAAGAGAAAAUUGAUCUGUAAUUCCUUUCUUAUGCAUUGAGUUUGGAUGAAUUUUGGCGAAAAUGACUGGACACGCAGUUGUAGUUUGGGAAUAUGAGAUCAGAUCAGGAUACUGGAAACCAUAUAGUCCUGCAGUAACCCAACACUUAGAAAGAGCUAAUGGUAAACAGUUGACAAGAGUUAUUUUGUCUGAUGCUGACCCAAAUUUGCUGAAUUUUUUUGUGAAUUUGAGGACUUUGACACAAGAGUUAGAAGAUUCAGAUUCUGUUAUAAAAGUUAGAAGAAAAUGUUAUCCCCCUUCUUCCCCAGCUGGUAAAGGAGCUAAAUGGGAGUGUGCAAGUUUAGAAAAUUCCUUAGAAUGGCAUCCGUUUGAUAUGGAUAUUCAAUGUUUAAUAGAGGAAGCUUGGUCUAGAGGAGAUCAAAUAAUAGACAUGACCAAAACUCACUUAGGCUUUCCGUAUAUAAUAAAUUUCAAUAAUUUAACACAAAAAUGGUUGACAAAUGGGUUUGUAAGAAGUGUUAGAAGAAUAAAACAAGCUCCAUAUCCGCUAGUUAAAGUUAGAUUAGAAGAACUCGUUCCAGUUAUUGGUAGGAGAAGCUCGGAUAUAAGAAAUUCUGCAAGAUGUGUAAAUGCUCAAAAUCAGGGUAAAGUUAUUGGAAGUACUGCUGCUUUGAAUGCAUCAGAUAGCAAUAAGAAAAAUGGGAAGAAAAAAGGUAGUGGGAAGAAUAAAAAUGGUGAAACAACUCCGGCAAAUUUGGCUAGGCAAAUACUACAUAACCUCAAUAUAUUUAGUAAUAAAUCCUCACCUGUAACGACACCCCAAGUUGUGGACAGCAAAACCUACAAGGAGUGUUUGUUGGACGUUGACAGCAGUAGUACAAAGUCGGGAAGAAGGCCAAGUUUAGACACGGUCUCGACAUACCUCAGUCAAGAGAGUAGGGAGAGUCAGAUUACAAGUUCCACUGCCGAAUUGAUCCAUUGUAGUGCCAGUAGUGAAGAUGACAGUGAACAUCAUGAAGUAUCAGCUAUUGUUGGUCUAGAUCCGGCCAGUUCUAUUAUCUCCCGGUUUGUUAGAGUGUCUUUGCCAAGCGAAUGGACCCCCAGACAACCCUGUCCCCUCUGCAGGCAGCCUCUAAAACCAUCGAUAGUUGUUAUAGCAUUGCCGUGCAACCAUGUCUUACACUUAGACUGCCUCAACUAUUCACUCACCGAACUGCAGGAAUCUGGCAGUGAGCUCCACAUCCACUGUGCGGUCUGUGGAUGCGUUUACGGCGAGAAACAUGGUAAUCAGCCCUCAGGUACCAUGGAAUGGGGCGUAAUCGACAAAAAAUUGCCCGGGCAUCCGAACUGCAACACCAUACAAAUCGUAUACAACAUUCAGUCUGGCAUCCAAGGUCCGGAGCAUCCGAACCCUGGGAGGGAAUACUACGCAGUGGGCUUCCCCAGGAUAGCCUACCUGCCGGACAACCCGAAGGGCAGGAAGAUCUUCCGUCUGUUGAGGAUAGCGUGGCAACGAAAACUCAUCUUCACCAUAACCAGAUCUCACACCACGGGCUGCGAAGACGUGGUCUCCUGGAACAUCCCCCAUAAGACUGAAAUCGGGGCCCGCGGCGGCCCCCACAGUUAUCCGGAUUCGGGGUAUCUGAACAGGGUGAUGUUGGAACUGAAGGCCUUGGGAAUCGUAGAAGAGGACGGUAAGAAGGCGAAGAGAUGAUUGUUGGUGGGAUUCAUGAAGAAGAUCAAGAAAAUCAGACGGUAUUUUUGAUUGAGAGGUCGGUUUGAUUUCGAACAAGACUGAUUUUUGAUUGGGGAUCAUCGCCCCUUUAUCGGUGAAAUACAAAGUUAUCAAUAUUUAUUAGUGCUUUUCAGUGAGUCGCUCACGAUGGAGAAAGUUUUCGGCAAACUGAAAAUCACUAUCUAUUUAACAGUAUUUACGAGUAUAUUCUUAAUACCUCUGUAUUUGCAGUUGUAAUCCUAUACAUUCCUCGAAUUGAAAAUAUGGAAAUUUCCAUAUGAGCAAUAAUCUUUAAAGUAAGCUUUAUUACAAACAUAUGUGCCAAUAAGAAUAUAUAUUUUGUAUAUAUACUACCCGUUUAAUAGCUUUAAUAUUAUGAACAUACAGUAUUUUAUUCUAAAGGUAAACGAGAAUAUUUAAAUAUGAAAAUAUAUUAACAGCUCAAAUUAUAUGUGUAAUCUAGAAAAAUAGUGAAUUUUUAUGAUAUCGUCUCGUUUCAAAUUUUUAUUGAGUAUUUUUAUAUAACUAUUGAAAAGUUUUUUAUGAAUAUAGGAUUUCAAUUCUAUUGAAAUUCGUAUUCACUUUUUGAUUACUACAGAUGAAGUUGAAGAAAAAUUUCAACAUUUUAGUGCAAUUUCUUGGCAGCAAUUUGUGUUAUGUUCACAUCUUAUAUGAAAUUUUGUUUAUUUAGUUUGUUAUUUUUAUUAUUUUGUUUUUUUGAUACUCCUCAGAUAUAUCUUGAAAUAGUUCAAUAAAAAUAUUGAAGAAUUCAAA
This is a messenger RNA of Harmonia axyridis, 2759 nucleotides long. RefSeq names its product protein deltex (gene dx). NCBI's taxonomy places the organism in Eukaryota, Metazoa, Arthropoda, Insecta, Coleoptera, Coccinellidae. Gene Ontology annotation, biological process: protein ubiquitination; Notch signaling pathway. The record is from RefSeq and is a predicted model, not a curated record. Bases 312 to 1964 code for a protein of 550 amino acids. The transcript has 7 exons. Gene Ontology annotation, molecular function: ubiquitin protein ligase activity; zinc ion binding. Gene Ontology annotation, cellular component: nucleoplasm.